Molecule: messenger RNA, 3051 nt
Organism: Aphanomyces invadans
Lineage: Eukaryota; Oomycota; Saprolegniomycetes; Saprolegniales; Verrucalvaceae
Exons: 3
Coding region: 67-3006 (979 amino acids)
Source: RefSeq, a predicted model, not a curated record
CCGAAACGUGGGUCGGACGGAGGUGGACGCAUUUGGAAAUCGGCGCGGUCGAGUUGACGCCGGCCGAUGGAGUCAGGAGCAAAGGGCGGGUAUGCGGCACACACGGCGUCCGAAGCACCCUCCCCUGUAAAAGUAACUCGGCCAAGGAAAAAGCACGACGACGACGUGGACCAUCGGUAUACCAGCCGCAAACGUGGCAGACGCGAGAAGGAUUUGGACGGUGGUCAUCACUCGCUUACAAAGUAUUUGGACGAACCCCGCGAACACCAUCGUUCAUCUGUGGGAGAAAAAGCUGAAUCUACGUCAAAUGGGAAUGUGUCAGCCGCAGGAAUCGGCCCGUCUGUCCCACCUGGUGCUGUGUUGUUCCUGACCCAUCCUGGGCGCGACGAAAUCGCCAGCGGCAAGUCGCUGCUCGACUUGAUGCGACGAUCCAGCCGACUAAAGUCGAAACGACGAGACGAUCCUCGAAUGGAAGAAGCCUACUUUGCCGUUCAUGAUACUGUUUUGGUCCCUCAGGGCCUGGUGGACAAAAUCGACGCCAAGCUGAAGGACGACUUUCUCGCCAAAGUUGUGGCCGACCACACAAACAACUGGAUCCAAAUGAGCAACUUUGUGAACAAUCGCGAAUUUAUGCAGAAUCUCGUACAAGUCGUCCAGCCACGUUACCCAUGUCCCUACCCAACUCUCUUGGACGAAGUCCUCAUUUCGUUCCUAUUCCAGCGCCCCGAGUACGCUGACACGUUACUCAAGCCACUUAUUCAACGUCUCUCACACAGCAAUGAGCCCGUUGCAGCCGACAAGCACUCUCUCGUCCUUGCGAUGCAACGGCACAUUGCCCAGCUCAAGCGCAAUCACGGCCACGGCGACAUGGCAGCGCUAUCGACGCGGCAUCAAAUUGCGACAUUGGCCAUCAUGAAGACGCUCUUUGAAGGAAACGACAACCUGCUCUUGCUUCCGUGGAUCCUUACCUGUCUGCACGCGUGCACGGACUCGUUGCUGCAUGUUAUUGUAGCCAAAGUGACCAAUUCGAUCGGGUGCUUGGCGCUUCUCCAGCCUGACCCGCACAACUUGCAAUGGCUGCGCAUGUGGCAGCAAGAACACUGGGACGUUCCGCAUGCCGACGUGCAACUGGAAGGGUUGGUGCGACUGGAACGAAAGCAGCUCCACGACGCCCCUGCCGACCGUUCCUGUGGGUCGUUCCACCGUGCCGUCGUUCGUGAAGCGCUCAACCAGUUUGGCAAUCAACCGCAGAACCGAUUUCAUUUGUUUGGCGAAGCGUUUGACGCGUUUUUCGACCGUGCGACGGCCAUGGACAGCUUUCCGCUCUUGGAAGACACCGUGCAGAAAUACCCACCACCGUACCCCAACGACACUUCUUACACUCAUCCCGUGGUUGCCAUGAUUGGCCUCUUCAAGCAGACAGUUCCGGUCGGGAGCCCGUGGUUCGUCGGCCAUUUGUGGCCGUUCGUUUUGCAACGUUAUUGCGACGUGGCUACCCUUCGCACCAUCUUCCAAGAGCAUGUGUUGCCGCUAGUGUUUGGCACCGCUGACACUGGGAGUCGGGACCCAAUGCUGGUAGGCAUGGAACCACUGGUGACGUUUCUGGACGCAGUCCACACUGUCAGCAUAUCGACCGCAAGAGAAGUGUUUCAGGUGUGGGCUCAAGUGUGGAUGGAUUCUUCGUUUGAUGUCCCCACUCCCGUUCUCCUGACGCUGCUUUGUGUGGCGUUGGGUCUGCAGCACGGACACUGGACGACCUUGGCUGGUGCAGCCGUUGUCGACGAAUUCUGCAAAUUUACAAGUGCCAUCGGCCAUGCAUUCUUUGCGUCCCUCAUGGCGCACACGCCGGCGCCUAAUUUGUCGCCGAUCUCGUGGCUUUUGCGAGCUGUCCUCUUGAGCAAAGGUGGGUUGUCACCGAAUCUCGUCGUACCCCUAUGCCAACAAGUUUUGGUUCAUUUGCCGGAGAAGCCGUCUGUGCAAUGGAAUGCGAUGUUCCAACGGGUCCUCGCGAUGGCCCUAGUGGUUGAGGAGGGCUCACCGGCUGCAGCAGACUCUGCAACGUUUUACGACUCAGAAACCAGCACUGUUGUACCGUUCCCUCGGCUUACGCCUUCCAUCCAUCAAACCACGGACCCCGUCAUUGUGUCCCGCCUCCAGGUCUUGACUGCGUUGGUCCUCGACGACUGCCACCCAACGGCCGCGCAAUUUAUCCGUCGCCAACUUCUGUCGGACUCUUCCUUUCAAGCGCUUCUCGACUUGGCUUCAUCCACCUGCCGCGACGUCGCGAGUCACACGCUGACGCUUCUGUUGGAGCUCGUCCCACCCGCCUCCGAAGACAUCGGUGUGUCGCCUUUCAGUCAGGAAUUCGUCGUCGAAGCUCUUGCGCGGUUGGUGAGCUCCCCGCAACAAGAUGUGUGCAAAGGGGCCCUUUCAGUCCUGGAUCGAUUGGCAGCUCAGCACCCCGACCUGCUGCCACUUCAGCUCCUGGGGCAUUGUGUUAGUAGCUCCGUCAUCGACGUAUCAACCAUCGUCCACCUCACAAACGUCACCAAGCAAAGUAUGUCUCGAAUGGCCGUUGAAGCCCGUUGCUGGCGAGAUGUGGUCCAGUUCAUCGACCGCCAAUUCCUGCUCUGCAUGGUUGGGCAAUGGCAAGAUGCGUCGCCUCAACACGUCGCCCUCCUGAUGCUGCGGCAUAUGUGCCACGCUGACCUCCGCCCUGAAUGGUCCAAGUUGAUCUGCCACGGAAUCCGAACGAUGGAGACGUCGACCGAGCCACUGUGCCUCAUCCAGCUCGACAUUGUGCUCUGGAUAGUGUCGCACGAUUCAGACCACCGCUUUCGACCGGACUUUGAGCUCGCGAACGCCCACCAACAAGUCGAACGGCUGCUAAUACUCCCGCGGUGGCAGGUGCCGUCGGUCAUAACGAUGGCGCGCCAAGCAUUGAAAGGUUUAGAAGCCUACAUGGCUGUAGAGAGCGCCGCGCAAGUUGCGGCGGUCAGGGGUUGACAAGUGGCCCGAAAUAUAAUUCAAUCUAUACAAUGGUUUUGUAUA